CUCUUAUUUGUGAAGACUGGCCUCAAUAUUUGGAACCAUGUCACUAUAAAUCCAGGGCCAGCUUCGCUCUAUUCAUCCAGCUACCCCCCAUGUCCAUCCCUGCAUUUGAUUCCACCACCUACUCCAUCUACACCCAAUCACCCAAUCCAUCCUGGACGUAUGGUCAGAGAGUCGACACCACUCCUGCUGGCAAAGACUGGAUUGCAGGCGAAUCUGCAGGGUGGAAAGUUUAUAACACAUCAGAAACGGACAAGAUCGAGUUGUACAAGCUCUUGCUUUCAGGUAUCGUACCAUGCCCCAUCGCAUGCGUGUCCACAAUCAGCGAGGAUGGCGUCGAGAACCUGGCACCGUUCAGUUGGUUUAACACAGUCACGAACUACCCGCCUGUCAUCUCAUUCGCAAUCAACAACAACCCUGCGGCGGGCCGCCUUAAAGACACGGUAACGAACGUGAAGAACGGCCAAGGAUUCACCGUGAACAUCAUCAGCGAGGCAUUCGUCGAGAAUGCAAAUGCAACUGCUAUAAACGCUCCUCCCGGCUUCGACGAGUGGACUCUCAGUGGUUUGACAAAGGAGAAAUGCGUGCAAGUAAAAGCCUCCCGCAUCAAGGAAAGCGCCUUUAGCAUGGAAUGCGAGCUCUACCAAUCAAUAGAUAUCACUCACCCAGUCACAGGCGAGCACACCGGCACGCUCAUCCUCGCGCACGUCAAGUACAUCCACGCCCGCAAAGACGUGCUCACAGACAAAGGUGUCAUCGACCUCGCAAAGUUCAAGCCCGUCGCGUGUUUGGGAGACAUCUCGUAUGCCCGGGUUGGAGAUGCAUACAGGAUCGCCCGUCCAUCAUGGGCGCAGGAGGAGGCGAAGAUACAGGAAGCGUUGACGACUCGUGCGUCUCUGUGAAAUAGAAUGAAGGAGGCAUUUUUUGGUAAGAUAUACUAUAGAUUAUUGGUGCAAUAGUAUAGUAGUAAUAGAUAAUUAAUGCGUGAUCGAGGAUUUCCUAUCCCUGAGCUGGUAGACCUUCCUUACGCGCUGUUCGACUUUCAAGAUAGACAACAAG
Suillus plorans is the source of this 1056-nucleotide messenger RNA. RefSeq lists its product as uncharacterized. The transcript has 6 exons. The coding region runs from base 90 to 899 and encodes 269 amino acids. The record is from RefSeq and is a predicted model, not a curated record. Gene Ontology annotation, molecular function: FMN binding. NCBI's taxonomy places the organism in Eukaryota, Fungi, Basidiomycota, Agaricomycetes, Boletales, Suillaceae.